Molecule: messenger RNA, 456 nt
Organism: Trichoderma asperellum CBS 433.97
Lineage: Eukaryota; Fungi; Ascomycota; Sordariomycetes; Hypocreales; Hypocreaceae
Cellular component (GO): membrane
Source: RefSeq, a predicted model, not a curated record
AUGGCUCUCGGAAUGAUUACCAUUAUUCACAUUGUCCUUGCCGUUCUCGUAAUCAUCGAGCUCGGCAUUACAGGAUACCUUGUUAACAUGACAAGCGGCUUUGGCGCCUCAUCUCCGGCCACAUAUGCAUUUCUGCUCUUCGACUCAAUCUGGAGCUUGUUCAUUGUCAUCUAUUUGGCCAUUACGCCUAUUUACCUUGCUCGCUUCUACCAUGCUCUUGCCGCCUUUGUCCUCCUGGUUAUCACGACGAUCUUCUGGUUCGCAGGCGCGAUUGCCCUUGCGUGUUUCGUUGGCGCGCCAGCCUGUCACGGAAAUAACUGGUGCCAGACUAAUGAAGCUGGCGUCGCCUUUGCAUUUUUCUUGUGGGCAGGUUUCCUGGCGCUCACGAUUCUUGAGGGCUUGACUACCUUGAGGGGCCACGCGCGGGCUGACAAGACCACCCCCUCCAACGUUUAA